Messenger RNA from Miscanthus lutarioriparius, 891 nucleotides. Lineage: Eukaryota; Viridiplantae; Streptophyta; Magnoliopsida; Poales; Poaceae. The record is from the annotation of a GenBank genome assembly.
AUGGGUUUUUCCUCUGGUCUUGUUCUUGCAGAUCUGAAGAAGGGUAGGCAUCUUAGAGUCGUAGUGAAAGAGCAGAAGCCAGGCCGGGAACAAAUAGAAAGCUUCAUCCGAAAAUUUCUUGCAAAUUCUUCUGUAGAUCCAGGAGAAGAGCAACAGGACUCAGGGCACCAGGAAUACGAAAGAGCAGAGACCAGAACAACUAACUACAAGAUGCAUGAAGUGAGGACUGCCAGCAGCCCGGCUCUCGCCGACAUCUCUGGUGGUGGGUUCUUUAUCAGGAGAGUAGAAUCGCCAGGAGCUGUGCUGGUGAAAGGUGCUGUCAAGCCGCGGGCUCGACAUGCCCUGUCACCGUCAAGCAACAAGGAGAAUGUGCCACCAGUGGGAGCUGUGUGGGUUGCACCAAAGAGGAGGAGCCCCUUGCCUGACUGGUACCCAAGGACCCCACUCCGUGAUAUCAAAUCAAUAGUCAAGGCAAUUGAGAGGAGAAGUCGUCUGCAGAAUGCUGCAGCUCAGCAGCAGAUCCUGUGGACAGAAGAUUCUUCCCAAUCUGUGGAUCCAAUAACUCCAGCACAGGCAGAGCAGGGUGUGCCAACAACUGAGGGAGGUCAAGCUGUUGCAAGCCCUGCAACUUCUUUGGAUGAUCCAGCUCUUGCAGAUCUCAUGGAGAAGAAGCUGUCCAGCUCCUUGCAGGCCACUCCAUCUGACUGCUCCUUGCAGGCCACUCCAUCCAAACCAAACGAUCCAGCUCUUGCAGAUCUCAUGGAGAAGAAGCUGUCCAGCUCGAUAGAGCAGAUCGAGAAGAUGGUGAGGCGUAACCUGAAGAAAACUCCGAAGGCCGCUCAGCCUUACAAGAGGAUCAUCCAGAGGCGCACCCUGAUGUCCAUGCGAUGA